Messenger RNA from Biomphalaria glabrata, 1916 nucleotides. RefSeq names its product radial spoke head protein 3 homolog. The record is from RefSeq and is a predicted model, not a curated record. The coding region runs from base 132 to 1349 and encodes 405 amino acids. Gene Ontology annotation, cellular component: cilium. NCBI's taxonomy places the organism in Eukaryota, Metazoa, Mollusca, Gastropoda, Planorbidae. The transcript has 8 exons.
AUCACUUUGGUUGUCAUGGCGAUCCCAAACGUAAAUAGAUCUAGAUACUAAAAACGUAAUUCUUCCUCUAACCAACUAGAUCUAGAUCUAAGUAGCAUUUUCGAAAGUAUUUAAUACAUUUUCGUUUAAAAAUGACCACUGUUCUUCCACAAAAGCCUGAAGGCACAUAUACUUUCGCUAGCCAGCCUCGAGCGGUUCCACAACGAAAAAAAUACAGAGAUUCGGCGGCACAACAACAAAAUCCUCGCCAUUGCUUUUGUGGUGAUGGACCAACCAGUUAUGGCAAUAUCAUGUAUGAUAGAAGAGUUGUCCGUGGAAACACAUAUGCUCAGCACACACUACCUGCAACAGUUCAGCCUGAUCCACUGGAGCUCCAAAGACAGCAAGAAAAUCGCAGGCGAGCCAUUGCUAAAAAGCGUGCUAAGGAUCAGCUCAGACCACGAUCACCAGAUCCAGUGGAGGGGCGAAAACAUAUAGAUGUCCAAACAGAGCUUUACCUUGAGGAGCUCAGUGACAGAGUUGAAGAGGCUGACCAGGAAUGCCAAACAGAUGCAUUUUUAGACAGACCACCUUCUCCUUUGUUCAUCCCGGCGAAGACUGGUAUAGAUGUUGCCACACAGAUUUAUGAAGGAGAUCUUUUUGAUUUUGAUGUGGAGUGUAAACCUAUCCUGGAAGUGCUGGUUGGUAAAACAGUAGAACAAGCUUUGUUGGAAGUUAUGGAGGAAGAGGAGCUUGCCAAUUUACGCCAGCAGCAACGUGCCUUUGAAGAACUGAGAAAUGUUGAGCUAGUGGAGCAACAAAGAUUAGAGGAACAAGAGAGAAGGCACAGAGAAGAGAAGGAAAGGCGAAUGAAGCAGCAAAGAGAAGUCCUCAAAAAAGAAAAAGAAACUGCAGAGAAAAUUGCAGCUAGAGCUUUCGCACAGAGUUAUCUCGCUGAUCUUGUACCAUCAGUAUUUGGCACCUUGUCAGACAAUGGCUACUUCUUUGAUCCUGUUGAAAGAGAUGUAGAACAGGGAUUCCUUCCUUGGCUUAUGGAUCAGGUGACAGUAGAACUGGACAGGUCAGAACUGGGUCGCCUGUGUCUAGAUGGUCUACUUCGGGAACUAGUAUCACGUAGAGUUGAUGUGUACAAGCAGUUAGACGCAGAAAUUGUACAAGCCAGAAAGGAAGAAGCAGAGGCUAAGAAGAUUGUCACCGAGACUAUCCCAUCGGAUGGAGACGCUGAUGCCAGCCCAGACACCGACAAAGAGAAGUCCCCACCGCAGGCGGCGGAAGAGGAACCCUAUGAUGACGACCAACAACCCGAGCAGGCCCCGUCUGAUGAUACAGAGGCAGCACAAGAUGACUAGGUGUAGCCAACAUUGAACUGGCCUGCAUUAGAUUGACAUAGUUUCACAAAGCAUCUACAAUUAUCGCCAUCUUUGGUUUUUUUUUCGAAUUUCUAGCCAAAGAUAAUUAAUGCAGUCUAAACAUUUUAGUUUAUUUUUUCCCCGUCUGUCUUUAAUUACGACAGACCCAAUUUUAAAAUAAAGGAAAACAUCACCUCUUUAAGCGGCUUAUCAGAUGUGACUCACUUAUUUUUCAAAAAUGUUGUGUGUUUUUUUUUUGUUUUAAAACGUGUAUAAUUGGUUUUAAACAAAUAUCUGCAAACUAAUUGAUUUUGGAGAAUCGGAUGUGCACUUGUAGCCAUGUUCAAGAUAUUAAAAACAAUAUGUACAUGUGAAAUGUAUAAAGAUUUGAUAUUUAUAUACCAAAUAUAACAAAUUUUGAUAUCUUAUAAGGUUAAAUAAACCAAACAUAUACAUGUGAAUUUACCAAGUCCAUGUUGUCUUGUUAACAAAUGUCUGUGAUAAAACAACAACCCUUUUUUUGUUCUUUACUUUGAGAUGAUGAUAAAUAAGCGACGUAAGAUUUUA